UGACAUAACACACAUACAUACCCCCCUUUACUUUAUUUUGUUACAUCUCUUGCCUUUAAUUAGUUUUCUCCCCCUUCCCUUCCCUUCAUUGCGCCGGUAUACUACUGCUCCUAUUACUUUCUUUCCAAUUCUUUAAAUAUUUAUAGUAAUUUACUUUGUUUACAAAAUCUAUGCAAUUUGUUUCAUUAUAAUAAUGAGUCUAUAUAUGUCAAUCCUAUAUUCCCAUUAAAUAAUAAAUAAAUAUAAAGAGCGGGGUUCCAAAAAGCUUGUUCUCCAUUCCCUCCAGGCUUUUCAUCAAUCAAACUCUCUGCUUACAAACAUCCAUCUGAAUUCUUUUGAGGUUUGACUCAAAUCAAUUAUCGGUUUAGUAUCACUCCCUCUUCUCUCUUCUAUUACCAAAAACUCCAACGAUCUCUCUCUCCCAAAAUAAACAAACAUUCCUUCUUGUUGCACUAGCUAUUCUUUCAUCUUCUCUUCUCCAUCACUACUUAAUAAUGGUAAUAGUACAACGUCGUAGGAGACCUCUUCUGUUGUGCCUGAUCUUGGUUCUAUGCAUAUUGGGACAUUGUCAUGGAUCAAGAACAACAAAUUUAUUCAAAUUGAAGCCAAAGUCUGAGGAGAUAAGAGGUCACUUUUUUGGGUUCUUGCCAAGAAGGAUGCCAUUUCCUUACUCAUCUCCUUCAAGGAAACACAACGAUAUUGGUUUGCAAAGUUAUUCUUCAACAUCACCCUAAUUAUAAAUUUAUGGUCUCUCUUUUAUUUUUUAUUUUAUUUUUUUUUAAUGACUAAUGUACAUGUUACAUGGACAUGCCAUGCCUAUAGGUUAGUUUAAUUUGUCCGUCUAUAUUUCGAUUAUUGUAAUGUAAGAACUAAGAAGAUACUUAGAUUAGACUCGUUGGUUUUUUAGUCAUGAUGACAAUAGUGUUAUUUAAGGUUGUUUAAGAGGCAAAGGAUGUGAUUGGAGCUAAUAGAUUUAUGUUUCGUCUUUUUGGUUUAAUUUAAAAGUUAAUCUCUAAUUUUGUGUUCAUGUGUUUGAUUGUCAUUUCCAUGUACGUGUAUGUAUUAAUAAUACGGCAUGCAUUUUAUUUAAUGAUUCUGAUUAUACGGAGUUAAUCUUGUUAUUUUUCUUUCGCUAAUUGAUUACCCUGACCUGAGGAAUUAAAUUACCUGAAAUGUACUGAACCUGUGAAAUCUGAGAUUCUGAAUGCAGAGCAAUCUGAUCGGAUCCCACUGAAUCAGGGUAAAGCUGAUCUCACACCAUUAUCUGCCCCGGGUUGCGUGUAUUCCUUCCUUCCUUUCUUUUUUUUCUUUCUUUUUUUUUCUUCUUGAUUUAAUUUCCUCCGUAUAGUCAUUAUUAGUUUAUAAAUUUGUAACCAACGCAGAGUUGAUCUCGAAUAAUAUUGCGAUCACCAAUGAUUUCGACUAGCAAUCAAUUUUCAGAAA
Molecule: messenger RNA, 1443 nt
Organism: Arachis ipaensis
Lineage: Eukaryota; Viridiplantae; Streptophyta; Magnoliopsida; Fabales; Fabaceae
Product: protein IDA-LIKE 2-like
Biological process (GO): floral organ abscission
Source: RefSeq, a predicted model, not a curated record